AUGUCGUCCGUGUGGCCAGUAACGGUCGCGUUUGCCCUGGUGGCACUUUGCUCCGCUUAUCAGAUACAGGCCGCUUCACCGCGAUGGGAACCACAGAUUUCGGUCCUGUGCGAGGCGGGCCAAACAUAUCAUCCGCAGUACCUGUCCGAGGAAGGCCGAUGGACAACGGAUCUGAGCGUGAAGGUGCCCGGCUCGACGUGCCUCCGCGAUAAGAUGGACCUGCUGGACUACUGCAAGAAGGUGUACCCGGGACGAGACAUUACCAACAUCGUGGAAUCGUCGCACUACCAGAAGAUCGGUGGUUGGUGCCGCCAGGGUGCGCUGAAUGCAGCCAAGUGCAAAGGUGCCCAGCGAUGGAUUAAACCGUUCCGGUGUCUCGAGGGACCGUUCCAGUCGGAUGCGCUGCUCGUGCCGGAAGGCUGCCUGUUCGAUCACAUCCACAACGCGUCGCGCUGCUGGCCGUUCGUCAGGUGGAACCAGACCGGUGCGGCCGCCUGCCAGGAUCGCAACAUGCAGAUGCGUAGCUUCGCCAUGCUGCUGCCCUGCGGCAUUUCGCUCUUCUCCGGCGUCGAGUUCGUCUGCUGCCCGAAACACUUCAAAGCCGUCCCGAUGAAGGUAAAGAAGACGGACCUGCCGGUGCUGCCACAGGAUACGGAUAUGCUGCCCGCGCUGGACGACGGAGCGGACGGUGUGUCGGAGAACAACAACUCGGAGGACGACGAGGAGGACGACGACAUCGACGACGAGGAGGACGAAGAGAUGCUCGGCGACGAACCGAUCAGCGACGGCGACGACGACGAGUACGACUCGGACGAGGACUUUGACAGUGCGGGCAGCGAUAAACCGUCCGGUGCCGAUGCCGACACCGGUUCGGCCGCAUGGGACAGCUUCACGACACCGCCACCCCCCAAGGACGCUCCCGGCAGGAAGCAGUCUUCGGAUGGUCCGGCCGGCGGAAGUGACGCGAUCGGGGGCAUGCUGUACGGUGGUGCCGUACCGAGCACGACGGAGAAGGCGGGCGCCGGGGAGCUGGCGAGCACGCCGAUCACCGCCAUCCCGACGCCGGACCCCUACUUCACGCACUUCGAUCCGCGCAACGAGCACCAGAGCUUCAAGAAUUUGCACGCCGAAUUUCAGGAAGCCCAGCAGCGGCUCGAGGAGAGCCACCGGGAGAAGGUGACGCGCGUCAUGAAGGACUGGUCCGACCUGGAGGAGAAGUACCAGGACAUGCGGCUCGCCGAUCCGAAGUCCGCCCAGACGUUCAAGCAGCGCAUGACGGCCCGAUUCCAGACUUCUGUGCAGGCACUGGAAGAGGAAGGCAACUCCGAGAAGCACCAGCUGGCGGCGAUGCACCAGCAGCGCGUCCUGGCCCACAUCAACCAGCGCAAGCGGGAGGCGAUGACCUGCUACACCCAGGCCCUCACGGAGCAACCGCCGAGCUCCCACCGGGUGGAAAAGUGUUUGCAGAAGCUGCUACGUGCCCUGCACAAGGACCGCGCCCAUGCCCUAUCGCACUAUCGCCAUCUGCUGGGCUCGGGCGGCACCGGUGGGCUGGAGGCGGCCGCCUCCGAGCGUCCCCGCACCCUCGAGCGGCUGGUUGACAUUGACCGUGCCGUCAACCAGUCGAUGGCCAUGCUGAAGCGCUACCCGGAGCUGUCGGUGAAGCUGUCGCAGCUGAUGGACGAUUACAUUCAGGCGCUCCGCUCGAAGGACGAAACGCCCGGCUCGAUGCUGGCGAUGACCGAGGAGGCGGAGGCCACCAUCCUCGACAAGUACCGCAUGGAGAUCGAGCGCAAGGUCAGCGAGAAGGAGCGCCAGCGGUUGGCCGAGAAGCAGCGCAAGGAGCAGCGGGCCCAGGAGCGGGAGAAGAUACGCGAGGAGAAGCUGCGCCUGGAGGCGAAGAAAAUGGAAGCUGCCUACAAGCAGCAGCAGCAGCAACAGCAGCAACAGCAGCAGCAGGUCCAACACGAACAACAGGCCCAGCAGCAACAGCAGGCACAGCAGCAACAGCAGACUCAGCAGCAGGCAACCCAGCAGCAGCAACAGCAGCAAACUCAACAGCAGCAACAGUCGAUGCAGACGCAGCAACCCUCGUUGUCGGAGCAACCGCAAACCCAGAAGCAGCUAGCGGACCAGGAUGUGCCGAAGGAAACCGAUACCACCAAGGACUACAGUGAGGAGGUUGUCGUAACAAGCCCACAACCGACCGCCCUUCCGACCGUGGACGAUGAAGCGGUUCAGCGAGCCGUGGAAGAGGUGGCGGCCGCCGUUGCCCAUCAGGAAGCCGAGCCAAAGAUGCAGCACGUUCUGGCCCACGACAUUGGCCACGGUGAACCGAGCUACUCGGUUCGGCGCGAAGUCUACAGCUCAAGUGGCCGCGACAGCAAGAACGUCUACUUUACGGUAGGAUUCGCCGGCGUGGCGCUGAUGGCGGCCGUGUUCGUCGGGGUGGCCGUCGCCAAGUGGAAAGCUUCCCGAUCACCACAUGCUCAAGGGUUCGUCGAGGUUGACCAGGCCGUCGGUGCCCCGAUUACCCCGGAGGAGCGACACGUGGCCAACAUGCAGAUCAACGGGUACGAGAAUCCAACCUACAAGUACUUCGAAAUUAAGGAAUAAUUUCCCCACGGAGCACACAAACGCGCCGUCCCUGGCGCGGUGUAGGAAAAGCCGCUCGAAGGAGAGAAAACAAGCAGGAGGGCGGGCUAGGGAAGAGU
Molecule: messenger RNA, 2714 nt
Organism: Anopheles coustani
Lineage: Eukaryota; Metazoa; Arthropoda; Insecta; Diptera; Culicidae
Gene: Appl
Product: amyloid-beta-like protein
Exons: 12
Coding region: 1-2616 (871 amino acids)
Biological process (GO): axonogenesis; central nervous system development
Cellular component (GO): neuron projection; membrane; neuronal cell body
Molecular function (GO): heparin binding; transition metal ion binding
Source: RefSeq, a predicted model, not a curated record